AAUGAGGAAGUUCUUGACCUUCUUUGGUCAAAGGCAGUCUUCUGAGGCAUCCACCAGCCAGAGGCCUUGGUUUCAGAACAGGGCUUCUAGUCCCUGCUCCACCACACAUCUCCCAAAGUAUAAAGCUCGCGGAAAGUACCACAAGGCCGCGAGCUUGGGUGAUGUUGCCAAGGUUCAGUUCAGACUCGAGACUUGGAGAAAUGGUGCUAAUGACCGAGACAGGAAAAACAGAACACCUUUGCAUUAUGCCUGUGCACAUGGCCAUCCUGAUGUAGUGACCCUCCUACUACAAUGGAAUUGCGACAUUGAGCUCCGUGACAGUUACAACAGCACAGCGCUAAUUAAGGCUGCACAGUAUGGCCAUGAAGCAUGUUUGACAAUUUUAUUAGAACAUGGUGCCGACCCAAAUGCAAUUGACAACAAUGGGAGUGCAGCUCUGCACUAUGCCGUUUACAGAGAGUGCAUCUCAAUGGUAACGAUCCUUCUGGAAUACAAGGCCGAUACCAGUAUAACGAACAAGGAUGGCGUUUCACCCCUUAUACUGGCUCAACAGGGAAGCAAUGAGAGCCUGAUAAAAUUGUUAGCAGGCAAGGACACAGUAAAAAGGACAGAAGAAGCUGAGGAACCAGAGAGGACACCGGGUGGAUCCAACUCCCACGGUUCCAGUUCACCAAAAGAAUUCAAAGAUAAGGUCACAGAAAAAACUGUGGAGCACAAUGUCAACGAGGUGGAUACGUCAGAAAACCUGAAUCGUGGUGCUGCAACUUCAGUUCUUCAAGCACUUGAUGAAAAGGCUAAAGACCAAGUGGAGAACCAAGUAGAGCAUGGGUCUGUGAUGAAAACUGCAAAAGCAAAGGAUGAGGUCAAAGAAGUAAUUAAUAAGUGUGACCCUAAUAAAUUUGUCCCACAUGAAAGAAAUUCGGAGGACUGUGAGAUGCCCAAGUUUGAUAAGAUCUUGUCACUCAUAGAAGAGCUCAUGAAGCAGAGCAAAGAUUCUAGCAGCCUCAUGAGGAUCUCGAAUGCAGUUCAUUCAUAUGAGAAAUUACUGGAGGAUAAAACACAUGCUUUUGACCAACUUCAAGAAAAAUAUGAAGAUUUAAAAAUUAAUCACAGUGAUACUCAAAAAACGGUGUCAAAAACAGUCAAAGAAAAGUUAAAAGUAGAUACAGAAAACACUAAAUUGAAAGCAGAAAUGCACAAUCUGAGGUACGACAUCCCAAUUUUAAAAUCCUUUAAUUGUUUUCAUUAGAUGAUAAAUAGAAUUUUUGUAGCUUGUCAUUUACUUUUGAAGUGUUCUUCAGGGAAGGAAACUUUCCA
Molecule: messenger RNA, 1317 nt
Organism: Mesocricetus auratus (golden hamster)
Lineage: Eukaryota; Metazoa; Chordata; Mammalia; Rodentia; Cricetidae
Product: ankyrin repeat domain-containing protein 26-like
Exons: 9
Coding region: 2-1249 (415 amino acids)
Molecular function (GO): protein binding
Source: RefSeq, a predicted model, not a curated record